AGUCCUGCCGCCUCGCCAGCGCUGCCUCGCCAGUGCCAGCCGCGGUGUAAGGGCUUCGGAGGGAGGUGCGGCAGGGAGUCCCUGCCAGCAGUGCGUCUGUGAGCGCGCCUGCCUCUCCGCCGUGGGUGCGGUGGUGGGCGCGGUAGGCUGCCUCCGGGACCAUCAGCCCCUCCUCAGGGAGGGGAUAAGCUGGCCGGGAGGGAGAGGACAAGCCUCACUGCAGGAGCAGACCAGCCGGGGCCAGUUUGGGCUGGAGGAUGUUAGCAUUUUGCUGGGUGGAGUGUGGCGCGGCCACGCGGAGUCCUGCAAGGCUGGGGAAAGCUUGGGGAAACCGUCCCAGAGGGGUGGGCUUGUCAGCCGGAGGGGACCGGGCUCCUCAGAUCUCCGUGAGGAUGGAGGACCGGCGCUGAUGAGAGACGCUCAGACCCGGGCUCUGCUGCGGGCCCUGUCCUUCAUGCUCUCCUAGCAGCUCUCAGCAAGGUCGGCGUGAACGCGGACUUUACUGCUGCUGGCCCCGGGCGCCGGAAGACAGUUCUCAGGCUUUUGUCUCCAGGGUGAAGAACUCAUUCAUAGAGCCUCCUAGACGAAGGCUUCCUCGGAGGCCCCGCUCUGGCCUGGCUCUUCGCUGUGUCCUGUGUGUGCGUUGUUUGCAUGCUCCCUGGUGACUGUGUGUGACCAGAGGCGUCUCAGCCUCUGAGCAUGUGGCUGUGGGGACCAGUUGUUGAGAGACUGGCAGUUCCUCCCAGACCUGUUUUUCUGGAAGCACCUUGGGGCCUGCUGUUGGAGAGGGUUUGAGGGGCCUUGUUUCAGCAGAGGUUGGCGGGCUCCUCAGCCCUGGAAGUCUAGGGGGAGUGCAGCACCUCCAUCCCCUGCCCGGCCGCUCUGGAGGGAGCCGGGGGUUUGUGCAGGUGGUUAGGGCAGGUGGCCCGGUGAGCAGUUCGAGCAAGAACGGUGGGAGGUGGCUCUGCGGUCACCCAGCACUUGCGACUUCCUGGCUUCGUUCAGUGGCCUUGCCCUUGGUGUUCUCCUGGGAGGCCAGGCUGUCCUGAGAUAGCCACUUGGAAUUUGGAGCCGUGGCAAGGGACUCAGAGGUCACUUGUGGAGGCUGGGACGUCCCCCAGCGCCUGCCUCUUCUCCGCAUUGCCUGCCGGCCAGCUCACAGCUCCUCGGGUACCACGGGUGCGAGAGAGGCCUGAUGGCUCAGGCGGGGAGACCUCGCUUAGCCGACGACCAGCUCCCGGGGCCUCUCGACUUUCCGGUUUGAGCUUGAGGGGAGGGGCUGCCACCGUCCCUGCAGAGAGGCCGGACGUUCCAGCCGCGGGGGAGGGCCGAGGGCCCGCUGGUCCCGUCGCGCAGAGAAGGCCUGGAGCCUGGAGGAGCCGCAGGGAGGGCAGGAGGGCCCUCGGCUCGUGGCGGCCGCACGUCCGCAGGACGGGGGUGGGCAGGGGCAGGGCGAGGCGGGGACCAGCCCCCGCCGAGGCGCCAGCGCCCUCAGCCGGGCCAGGCCCCCCCAUGGCCGCGAAGCAGGCUGCCGGGAGGAGCCCCGGGGAGAAGCGCAAGCGCGUGGUGCUGACCCUGAAGGAGAAGAUGGACGUCUGCCGGCGCCUGGAGAAGGGCGAGAGCCGCAGGGCGCUCAUGCAGGAGUACAACGUGGGCAUGUCCACGCUCUACGACAUCCGCGCCCACAAGGCCCAGCUGCUGCGCUUCUUCGCCAGCUCCGACUCGGACAAGGCGCUGGCGCAGCGGCGCACGCUGCACACGCCCAAGCUCGAGCACCUGGACCGCGUGCUCUACGAGUGGUUCCUGGUGAAGCGCGCCGAGGGCGUGCCCGUCUCGGGCCCCAUGCUCAUCGAGAAGGCCAAGGACUUCUACGAGCAGAUGCAGCUCACCGAGCCCUGCGUGUUUUCUGGUGGGUGGCUCUGGCGGUUUAAGGCCAGGCACGGUAUCAAGAAGCUGGACGCGUCCUCCGAGAAGCAGGCGGCCGACCACCAGGCAGCCGAGCAGUUCCGCGGGUUCUUCCGCAGCCUCGCCGCCGAGCACGGCCUGUCCCCGGAGCAGGUCUACAGCGCCGACGAGGCCGGCCUCUUCUGGCGCUGCCUUCCGGGGCCCGGCGCGGAGGGCGGCACGGGGCCUGGCCUCAGGCAGGGCAAGGACAGGCUGACGGUCCUCCUGUGCGCCAACGCCACGGGCUCCCACCGGAUCAAGCCCUUGGUGGUGGGGAAGCGCGGCGGCCCCCGGGCUGCCAAGGGCGUCCAGCCCCUGCCGGCCGCGUACCGGGCGCAGGGCAGCGCCUGGGUGGACAAGGAGAUCUUCUCCGACUGGUUCCGCCACAUCUUCGUUCCCGCCGUGAAGGAGCGCUUCCGCGCCCUGGCUCUGCCCGAGGGCAGCAAGGCCAUCCUCCUGCUGGACGGCUCCCGGGCGCACCCGCGCGAGUCCGAGCUGGUGUCCGAGAACGUGUUCACCGUCCUGCUGCCCGCCAGCGUCGCCCCCCUCCUCCAGCCGCUGGACCAGGGCAUUCGGAGGGACUUCAUGAGGAACUUCGUCAACCCGCCCGGCCCGCUGCAGGCCUUCCACUCGCGCUACAGCGUGACCGACGCGGUGCUCAGCGUGGCCUGCGCCUGGAACGCCGUGCCGGGCGCCGUCUUCAGCCGGGCCUGGAGGAAGCUGUGGCCCGAGGCCGCGCUCGCUGAAGGCUCGUCCUCAGAGGAGGAGCCCGAGCGCCUCAGCACGAAGCCUCCCGGGCAGCCCUUGGCGCGCCUCCCCGGGCCCGGGGGAGGCGCCGCCUCCUACCACGGCGGCGGCGGCGGCGGCGGCCUGCCCGGGAGCGCGGGGCCCGCGGAGGAGGGCGACGAGGCGGCCUGGGAGCAGGCGGCCGCGGCCUUCGACGCCGUGGUCCGCUUUGCCGAGGGGCAGCCCUGCUUCACGGCGCAGGAGGUGGGGCAGCUGUGCGCGCUGCGCUCCGUGUUCGUCAGGCAGCGGCAGGUGCAGCGCCAGCGCGGGGCCCUGGCGGCCGCCGUCAAGCUCGAGGCUCCCCCGGAGCACUGCCCAUUGCCCAGCUCGUCCACAGCAGGCGAGGACUGAGCUCCCUGGGCCCGACCUGCCGUCUCGGGGCCACGUUGCUCAGUCCGGCCGGUCCCGUGGAGGCUUUGCCGUGUUGCCUGUCCUGCCGCGUGGGUGCGAGGAGGUCUUCCUGAGGGGCCCGCCCAGACCGGCCGGGCACCAGGGCCCCCAGGGGCCGAACCCAGGCCUCGUGUUCGCCGGCUGAGCCUUGCCGUGUCCAGGGGAGAUGUCCGUCUGUCCAGGCGGGAGAAGCCACCUUCAGCUGACUUGCCACCACCGGUUGGAUCGGGGCUGGCACCUCCCGAGGUCCAGUGCUGCCUCCCACCACCCUCGCUCUGCUGGUCUGGGGCGGCCCUGGUUCCCGCAGGUCCCCAGGGCAGGACUCAGUCAGGAACGAGAGUCUGCGUUGCCCUGCCGCGGCUUUACAGGCCGCGUGUCCCCGUUUCGGUCAUGACCCCACUGACAGCACGAGUCUGCGAGGCCCUCCACGUCGCCAGCCAGCAGACCCCAUUCCUCGGGCUUGAACCCCACGAGCCGUGUGCCGACUCCGCCUCAUGGUAGAAUUGACCCCUUAAAGCCAGCGGGAGCGUGCGGCCUGGGUGCCUGUCACCCGCGUGGGACCACGGGGUGCUGCCAGGGUUUUAAGCGUCUUGACCCUGAGUCCAGCGUACGGUCCGCUGUCCCUUGUCCCCCAGAUUGUCACAUCUCCAGCCUCUGCGUUAAUAAACCUGGACCAGCCCUUCA
This is a messenger RNA of Phacochoerus africanus (Common warthog), 3804 nucleotides long. It is a transcript of the gene JRK, whose product is annotated as Jrk helix-turn-helix protein. The coding region runs from base 1513 to 3081 and encodes 522 amino acids. Lineage: Eukaryota; Metazoa; Chordata; Mammalia; Artiodactyla; Suidae. The record is from RefSeq and is a predicted model, not a curated record. Gene Ontology annotation, molecular function: DNA binding. The transcript is spliced from 2 exons. Gene Ontology annotation, cellular component: nucleus.